Molecule: messenger RNA, 2708 nt
Organism: Bombina bombina (fire-bellied toad)
Lineage: Eukaryota; Metazoa; Chordata; Amphibia; Anura; Bombinatoridae
Product: serine hydroxymethyltransferase, cytosolic-like
Exons: 13
Coding region: 279-2021 (580 amino acids)
Biological process (GO): tetrahydrofolate interconversion; folic acid metabolic process; protein homotetramerization
Cellular component (GO): nucleus; cytoplasm; cytosol
Molecular function (GO): mRNA regulatory element binding translation repressor activity; glycine hydroxymethyltransferase activity; serine binding
Source: RefSeq, a predicted model, not a curated record
AGGCAAGGAGAGAAUUAGCUUAGUAAGGCAAAAGCCAGGCUGACAGUUAUGGAUCAACCCUGGUUCAGAGGUAACAGAACCUGGCCUGAAUGGUUAAGGUCCUCUCUGGAGCCUCAGGGUCAGUUCAUUGAUACAUGUCCCCUGUUCCUGUUUCCUGAUUGCUAUUGCUAAACUACCCAAGACUGACUCUGGCUCCUGACCCCAGCUUCUGGAUCACCGUUUAUUCUUACUCGUCGCCUACCCUGACUACAGGAUUAAACAGACUUGAACAUAAGAAAAUGUCAGACAGUCCCUUUAUUAAUAGCAACGGCGACUCUGAUCUUUGGGCAUCUCACAACAAGAUGGGGCUGGAACCUCUUGAGAUUAAUGACCCUGAGGUGUAUGAGAUUAUCCGAAAGGAGAAGCACAGGCAGCGGUAUGGCCUAGAGCUGAUUGCGUCAGAGAACUUUGCAAGCUGUGCAGUUCUACAGGCUCUGGGCUCAUGCUUGAAUAACAAGUACUCAAAAUGCUACCCAAGGUACUAUGGCGGCACAGAGUUGUUGGAUGGGAUGGAAAUGCUUUGCCAAAAGAGAGCUCUGGAGGUGUAUGGGUUGGACCCACAGAAAUGGGGUGUUAAUGUACGGCCAUACUCAGGUUCCCCUGCUAACUUUGCUGUAUACACGGCCCUUGUUGAGCCACAUGGAAGAAUUAUGGGACUGGACUUGCCAGAUGGUGGUCACCUGACCCAUGGGUUUAUGACAGACAAGAAGAAAAUAUCUGCCACAUCUAUCUUUUUUGAGUCCAUGCCAUAUAAGGUGAACCCUGAUACCGGGUACAUUGAUUAUGACAGACUAGAGGAAAAUGCUCGAUUAUUUCAUCCAAAGUUGAUAAUUGCUGGUGUAAGCUGCUAUUCCCGUAAUUUGGACUAUGCACGGAUGCGCCAUAUUGCUGAUGAGAAUAACGCAUUCCUUAUGGGAGACAUGGCUCAUAUCAGUGGACUAGUGGCAGCUGGUGUGGUUCCCUCUCCCUUUGAUCACUGCGAUAUUGUUUCUACCACAACACACAAAACACUACGUGGCUGUCGAGCUGGAAUGAUCUUCUAUCGUAAAGGAGUCAGAAGUGUGGAUCCAAAUACCGGGAAAGAAAUACUUUACAACCUGGAAAACCUAAUUAACGAGGCUGUAUUUCCUGGUCUGCAGGGUGGGCCGCAUAACAAUGCCAUUGCAGGUGUUACUGUCGCACUGAAGCAGGCCCUGAGUCCAGAAUUUAAGAUAUACCAGAAACAGGUUCUUGCCAACUGCCGAGCAUUAUCUGCAGAACUAGAGGCACUUGGGUACCACGUUGUUACAGGAGGUUCAGACAAUCACAUGAUUCUUGUUGAUCUUCGGUCAAAGAGCACAGAUGGAGUCCGAGCAGAGACGGUGCUUGAAGCUUGUUCUAUUGAUUGCAACAAGCACACCUGUCCAGGGGACAAGAGUGCCUUGGUACCUAGUGGCCUCCGUCUGGGAACUCCAGCUCUUACUUCUCGAGGAUUCCUGGAAGACAACAUCAAGAAAGUAGCGCAGUAUAUUCACAGGGGCAUUGAGCUUACUUUGGAGAUUCAGAAUGAUAUGAACCCAAAAGCUACACUGAAAGAAUUCAAGGACAAGCUGGCUUCUGAUGACAAACACCAAGAGAAGAUAAAAGCCUUGCGAGAAGAAGUUGAACAAUUUGCUGUUAUCGAAGUCCGGACAUCCAUCCUCAUCCAAGCGGCAAGAAGUCUUCAUCCAUGCGGCCUCUUUGAUCUUCAUCCAGCCAGCGAAGUCCUCAUCCAAGCGGCAAGAAGUCUUCAUCCAGAUGGCAUCUUCUAUCUUCAUCCAUCUGACGCGGAGCGGGUCUAUCUUCAAGACAUCCAGUGUGGAGUAUACUCUUCAAACGGUCGUCGCUGGAAAAUGAAGGUUCCAAGAUGGCGUCCCUUACAUUCCUAUUGGCUGACAGAUUUCUAUCAGCCAAUAGGAAUUAAAGGGGAAAAAAUCCUAUUGGCUGUUGCAAUCAGCCAAUAGGAUUCAGCUUUCAUCCUAUUGGCUGAUUGACUUAUCUGGUCAACAUAUAUGGGACUUUUUAAUACUACUGAAGAUGUGUAUAUUAAUACCAAACAUGAGUAUAUUUCACUUAUAAUAUACUAUUUAUAGUAUAUUUUGACUUGAUUUGUUUAUCAGUUCAUUUAAUAUACUGGUAUAUAUUGCAUUUCCCAGUCACCAUCUUAUAUCAUAUAUGUAAUUGGAAGUGAACUCUGCAGUAACUAAUUAUUAGAUAAUUUUUAUUGGAUUGUCAUUUCCUAUCAAUAUAAAUAUACUCCAUAUUUAGUACAUAUCUUGCUUAGUGUAUAAAACAUAUGAUAUAAUUUACAGCACCAAUUACACAUGCAUUUAUCAGAUCUGAAAAACAAGGAAGAUGUUAUUUAUUCUGAAGUAGGCUGGUUAAACAUUUUAAAUUCACCAAUGUAGCUACCAACUCAAUACAGCAGAUACUUAUCUAAUAUGUUACUGUUAGGCAUUUCUCUCAGGGCCAUUUAUUUAUAAAUAUGUUAUUAUUUAUACAAUCUGAGUAUAAAUGAAAUAUUUGAAAAUUUGUCUAACAAUAUAUUUAAACAAUACUGAGGUAUACCAUAACUGAAAAUGUUACUAUAUGACUUAAAAACAAAUAAUUAAGCUAUUAAAGUUUCAAUCUUAUGCUUUCAAAUUACACAA